This is a messenger RNA of Amoebophrya sp. A120, 14083 nucleotides long. The record is from the annotation of a GenBank genome assembly. Lineage: Eukaryota; Dinophyceae; Syndiniales; Amoebophryaceae.
AGUCCACUCUUUUUACGCACAAUAUACUGUAACACUCAUGUAAAAUUUUCCCUCCGUUUAUGGUCCUCUUGCAUCGGGCCGCCCAGCAUGUGGGCCCCCCUCGCCCGUUGGACUAAAAUGAAAUUGAUGAUUCAAUAUUUAUUUUUACACACCUCCACGACCCUACAAACAUUCAUCCCUCACUUGAUGAAGAUGCGCUCUUGCUGCAGGUCGUGGCCAGUGGUUUCUUACUGAUUGAUAUCAAUUGCAAAUAUGUCUUGGUCUGGAAACUUGUGAUGCAAGUCAGGGAUCAAUGCGCGCACUGCAAUUUUCUGCCAAGCAUGACAAGUUUUCCGUGGUUCUGAGUUGCGUACUCUGCAUGAGAAACCUCGUUUUUGCAUGUGAGGCGAGGGAAGCUCUUUGCGGCCACGCAAUACAGAGCUCAGAGUCCUGCGAGACGCGCACGACAAGUCUCGCAACCUUCCAGAGCCAGACAUUUUUGCAUUUGAUACUCCUCUCCUGCAGGCCGCGGCGCGACAGGCGGGAAAUCUACCGCUUCUUUCCAUGGCAAGGAGAAGUCGUGUCACUUAAAAAAAAAUGUGAAGAAGUACAAGCUGGUCUUCUUCUAUGGAGAGAAAAAAGCUUGUCAUAGUCACUGGCUUGCAGUUUUUGCAUGAGAAAUUUUUUAUGCAUCACAGGUUUUUCUUGUAUUGCACAACUACAUAGAGAUGAAAUCCCAUAUAAAAUUAGACUGUGAUGCAAUUUUACGCAUGACAGAAAUUUUUGUAUUGCAAAAAUGCGCAUGAGUGAUCGUGACGAACUUUUUUUGUUCCAUAUCUUCAGCAAGAUGAACAGCAUGACUUUCACGAAGAUCAUAACGAGGGCGACCCAAGUAUUGUGAGUAAAAACGUCCCCACCCCAUAGUCAAGUUGGUAAAUCUGCUAGACAAAGCUCCAAGUUUUGGGAGUCGUGCAUGACAAGUUUACAUCUGUAGUGUAGUGCUGUUUAGCAAGGACAACCGCAUCACAAAGACGCCUGCUGAUCCUGUUUACAGCAUUACAAAUCCCAAAACACGAUUACAGAUUCCUCCCUUGCGGAUGUGCAUUACAGAUUUUUCUGUAGAUGCAAAUCUGCAUGACAACUCUGGGGUGGGGACGUUUUUACACAGGAUACCAAGCCGUGUUCUUGCCGGCACCGUCGCGGAGUCGUCGGGGGCUAUCCUACUACUUUUGGAGCAGGCGUGCAUAUGACAGUGCACAACUCCCCCUCGUGGUCCCCCUAAUUUUCAUAGCAUGAACGGCAAAUAAAAUUAAUACAAGCAGGAGCAAGAAUUAUGCCGGUGCUGCGUGACAAAUUUGCACUGCAGUGUAGUUCUAUUUGGGCCCUACCAGAAGAUCUUGUCAUGCAUAAUAGUGACAGGAGGGAAAGAACAAGCGUGGAUUCAUGGUAUUCUGCGUGAGAAAUGAGAACGACGGGGAGUUGUGCAGUGGCAUAGUGCAGCAGCAAUAUUCGUGAUUGCAUUUUCUGCAUUUGACGCUAUGCAGUCUGUCGCUGGCUUGGCCAUGACCGCUGCAGGAACCCGAAGAACUACUUCUACGAGCACCAGGACUAUCGCGAGGAAAAAUCCCCCCUUCCCAUGUUGACAAGGUACGUUUUCGAAAAUUUGUGUUGCUGAUUUGUGACCACAAAUCGCGUCUGUGUUGCAGGGAGGCACCUCCAGGGGCUCCGCGGAAUCAUGCAGGCGGUUUGUCAUGCUGUUGGGCAGCCUACAGUGCGGGCGUUUUUCAUGCUAAGCGCCUAGGCCACAGUCUGCCUCUCUGUCUGCUCAGGCUUGCUAUAGGCCUGCAGUCCACCUCUCCAGCGAGACAAAUCUGAUUUGUGUACGCAAGUCCAGCGUCAGAAACUUCGUUUUGAUAUGGGGAGGGGGGGCGUUUCCUUUUGACAUCCGCCGGAGUCCGGGCCGAGGAGGUGCGGAACGUUGCUGGGCAUGAUGAAAAAGUCGCGGAAGAUGAUGAUGCUGAGGCGCUUAUCCUGUGGAAAAACAUCCCCACCCAUAGUCAAGUUGGUAAAUUUGCAACACAAAUCUCCAAGCUUUGGGAGUUAUGCAUGACAAGUUUGGCCAUGGCCUCGAAGUGUAAUCCUGUUUAGCUAGUGCAGCAGCAUCACAGUGGUCCUAGCAUAUCAUGCGCAUUGGAGCGCGACAAACUCCGGAACGCGACUAGAAAAUGCCUCGCAUGGAGCUCCGCAUGAGAAAUAUUUUCAGCAUGCAGAUUUGCAUGACAACUCUGGCGUGGGGACGUUUUUACAAAUGAUAGGGCUGCCCGUUGUAUUUUUAAGCAGUCCCGUUCCGUCAGCACCGGAUUUGUUCUUUUCGUCGACCUAUCAAAUGCAAAAAUGUCUGGGUCUGGAAGAAUACCAACUUGUGAUGUGCAUUUCAGAACACAGAAAAAUCUCUCAUGCAUGGGUAGCAAAAGCUGCCCGCUUUCUGCCCCCAGAGUGGGGCGACAUUUGUCAUGCGGAUUCGGCAUUGCGAAAGCUUCUCGAAACCUGUAAUGCUAGAGCUUUCAUGCCAGACCUUCUGUGUCAUGCAGAAACAGCAUGACUCUUGCUCUUCCAGACCCAGACAUUUUUACAUUUGAUACGACCAGAGGGAAAAGGAAAACAAGAAGAAGUAGCAUGUCAUCUUUCAGCCAAGAACAAGCUGAGCAGGCAAAGAGCGAAGAAGUCGUGGUGCCCGCCCACGGUGGUCAAGAAAAUCUUGACAUGGACGUCGUGAAUGCGACCGGGUCCUCGCUAUUUGAACUACGAGUACAAAGUGAAGAUUAUCAACACGGGGGCCCAGCAGGAGCUGGCCCAGCAGGAGCUGCGCAGCUGGCCCAGCAGCAGGAGCUGCUGCAGCAGGAGCAGCGCACCUGGCCGUUCGCAUUAUCUAUUAUUGCUGGCCCAAAAGAAGUUGCGCACCGUCUUUUUAAAAGCAAGGCUCGACUUUUACUUGUGUCCGCCACGGCACGGCAGAGGGAGUUCGAGGGCCCUAACAAUCCCGCGGGCCUUUACGUGUAUUUCAAUGACACUCUGGCCUCUCCGAAGGAAUGGGAAGAGUUGACGGUUGGCGCACUGAAGGCCUUCCUACCCACCGAACAACUCGGUCCUGGGUACCAAGUGUGUGCUCUGGGGUGUCAUCGGGAGUUGCAGGAGAAAAUGGAGGAGCGGAAGCAAGGGGAAAAUGCUCCUGCCAGGGCAGAUUGGAAAAUGGAAAAUGGGAAAAUUGUCCUGCAUCGGUCGGGCAGCCUUCCUGUAUCGCGAAUUGUGCGCAAACACAUCGCAGCAGAAGAUCUGCGGCUGAGCACUGCCGGCUUCGACUGCUAUCAAAAGGAAAAAUCCCCCCACCCCAUAUCGAAAACGAAAUUUGUGAUGCUGUAUUUGAGUACACAAAUCGACUGCUAGAAGGCUAAGCGCCGCAGUUGUGGCCUCGUUUGCAGGCAAUUUGUCAUGCUGUUUCCCAUUUCCGGCUGCUUCCUGUCAUGCUGAAGAUGCAAGGCUGCCCCACGCCACCCAGCACUACAGCCCGUACCUUUUCCCUUCUAGCAUGACAAAGCUGAUCUGUGACUACAAAUCUCAUCUGCAUCAAGAGCAUUUCCGUUUUGAUAUGGGGAGGGGGGAUUUUUCUUUUUGAUAACUGCCAUAUUGGACAUGGAAUAGAUUGGGCUGAUGUUAGUAUGUCGUUGCCACAUACUGUGGCCGGUAGAACAAUGAACUACUUGGCCAAGUGUGCCGAGGAUUUAUCAAGUGCGAAUAUGUCUGGGUCUGGAAGAAUGCAACUUGCGAUGCUCCUGCAUUUGGAUUCCAAAUGCAUUGCAUGAGCAGCGCAUGCAAAUUUUUUGCUACCUACGCGGAGAGGGCAUUUGUCAUGCGAAAUAGGCAUCAAGAACCUCGCAAAAAAUCUGUGAUGCUAGGGCAUGCAUCACAGACGUCAUGGCUCAUGCAAAGCGUGCGUGACAAGUCUCAGAACCUCCCAGACCCAUACAUAUUUGCAUUCGAUAGGAGUUGCAGGUGAGCAAGAUAAUUGAGUACGGCCGGCUGGCAAGCGCAAGCUUUAGCUCGAUAUCUCACCCCAGAAAAAUCUCGGUCCUGUACGUGGUGCCGGCAGAAGAUCCGCACGGAGGAGGAGGGAGUAGUGGCGACCGCAGCUCUAUCGAAAGUAAAGAAAAACGUCCCAGCACCCCAGAGUUGUCAUGCAAAUGAUCUGCAAGGAGCCUCAAAUGUUUCUCAUGUGAAGCGGCCACUAUGACGAGAUGAGUCAUUUAUUAAUGCUGUGUCUGGCAGUUUGCGAUGCCAGAAUCAGGAGAAUCGACGAUCGAUCCUCGACGCCGCGGCUGCACUAGCUACACACGAUUAGGAGAUUUCUUGCUCGCACAAACUUGUCAUGCGCGACAGCCGAAAGUUGUUGACUUGUGUAGCAAAUAAAUCCCCAUUCCGAAUGUGCGGUGGUCGGGGGUUCGUUUUUACUGAGGAUAAGCUUGAUAUCAUCCUCAAGCUACAUCGACGAGAACAAUGGGGACCAGCACCCCAACACGGCGCGAUCGUUUUUUGAGGGACAGACCCGACUCGAAGUGGUUUCUAUGAACUGCAAAAGUAUCGUACUCGUAUAAAUGCAUUACAAAUUUCCUCAGCAUGAGAAAUUAAAUUUGUAAUGCUGACUUACCUUAAGAGUAAGAUUUGUAAUGCAAGUUUUGCAUUUGUACGAGUGCGAUACUUUUGCACAGGACAGUUUCCGCCAUGGAGCAACCGGAUCAGCGGCUCCGCGUAUCACAUGCAAAUAUGUCUCGUCUGGGUCUGGAAGAGUGCAAGACUUCUCAUGCAGGUUCAACAUGACGCAUGGGGUCUGGAAUGCAGGAUCUAGCAUGACAGAUUCUGUGAGAUCUGUACCAUGCCUAUCCUGCAUGACAAACUCACUCCCAACUUGGUCAAAAGUGGACAGGUUUUGGCACUCGUGCAACACAAAUUUUUUCAUGAUCCAGAUUUAGCAUCACAAGCUACACCCUUCCAGACCCAGACACAUUUGCAUUUGAUACCACGUGUAUUUCAACGAUACCCUGGCCUCUUAUGGGGGUUUCAGGAUCGAAAUCGACAAAAUCGAAAAACUUGUAAUGCGUAAAAUGUAGGGCGCGUUGUAUAGUCUCCUGUAUUGGGGAGCAUGCAAAUAAGACCGAUAAUUGCAAGCCUGUUUAUAGGAAGACGAUGUGCAGCUGCCAGAUUAGCAUGACAGUAGCAGUCUUCUUUGCCCAAACAGCAUGACAGACCGGAUUUUGGUGCUCCCGAAAUUUAUCAUAUGCCCCUUGGCUUUAAAAAAUGGCAUCGAUUUUAUGUAUAUACAAGUUAAUUCGAUUUUGUCGAUUUCGAUCCUGACGCUUCCAUACCUCUCCGAAAGACUGGCAAGAGCUGACGGUCGGGGCGCUGAAAGCCUUUUUACCCGGGUACCUGACCGGCGUCGUUGGGUAUCAGGUUUGCGUAUUCUGAGUAAAAACGUCCCCACCCCAGAGGCGUCAUGCAAAUCUGCAUGCUCAAAAUGUUUCUCAUGCGGAGCCCCAUGACAAGCGUUUUCUAAUCGUGUUUUGUAACUUGCAAUGCUCCAAUCAGCAUAAUAGGCUAGAGCUGUGAUGCUGCUGAACAAGCUAAACAAGAUUACACUACAAAAGCAAACUUGUCAUGCGAAACAGCCAAAGCUGGUUGAUUUGUGAGAUUUCCCAUCUCUGGUGUGGGGACGAUUUGGCUCAGGAUAUUGCGCGCGGGGGUGUCAUAUCAAAUGUAAAAAUGUCUGGGUCUGGAAGAAUGCAAGAUUUGUGAUGCAGGUUUUCCAUGACCCAUGAGGUCUGGAAUGCGAGACCCAGCAUGACAGAUUCUUUGGGGUCUCUAUCAUGCCUUUCCUGCGUGAGAAACUCCCUCUCAACUUGGUCAAAAGCGGACAGCUUUUGGUACGCACGCAACGCAGAUUUUUGCAUUUAGCAUGACAACUUGUAAUCUUCCAGACCCAGACAUUUUUACAUUUGAUAUGUCAUCCGCGCCUGCAGAGCCAGGUCGAAGAGAGGCACGCGAACUAUGGAUGUGUCAGGUUUGAAAUCGUCAAAGUUGAAAUAAUAGUUUGUCAUGCAUAAAACGGAUACCAGUUAGGCCUACAGUUUGUAGUCGGUGCAUGACAAAUUUUCCCGGUCCUGGAAGCGAGUCUCUCAUGCGGUUGAGGGCAAAAGAGCUGCCGUCUGUCAUGCUAGUCAGCAGUCCAACUUUUGACCCUUACCAGGACUAUAAUCUGCCUCCCGUGCGUCCUCUGCAAUAGAGUCACUUUUUGUAUCGCAUUUUAUGCAUGACAAAUCACUUCUGUAAUGCAUAAAAUGCAUGACCCGAGGCACGUGUGUUGCAGAGCAGGUAAGUGAGGCCGAUUGCAAGCCUGUUCGGGGUUACAGCUCGAGCUGCUAAAGUAGCAUGAGAAAAUCGCUCUUCUUUGCCUAAACAGCAUGACAAACUGGAUCUAGGGACCACCGAAAUUUGUCAUGCGCCACUUGAAAACUGGAUUCCAACUGGCAUUCAUUUUAUGCAUGACAAAUUAUUUCAUUUUGGCUCAAGCGCUUGGUCACCCCGGGCAAAAACAAACGAGAUAAAGUCCAAGAUGGGCGUCGCUAUAAUCCGGGACUAGGGUCUGCAGCUACCGGCGGAUCGAUCCAGGGCAAGCACGGCGAAGGUUCUUAACCCUGCCCUUCGGGGGGGGGCGUGCCGCAGGUUUUGACAAUCUCGUGACAGAGCGGUCCUGACGGAGCGCCCACUCACUCGACUCGAUCCGAUCUCUGCGAACUCUCGCAGAGGCUCGCUGUCCCUGUCGUCAUGGUGCUCAUCCUCGAUCCGUAGCCAGUCGGGGACUGUCCACGCCUCCAACCCCGUCUCAUCACCACACCAUCGACGUUUAGCAGAUGGUCGUCAACGACUCGGCGCUAUGGCGAGUGCGAUAACCCGCGGCACCCGACCGCUGAGAACGACGCGCUGUGCUUAGAGCGGCAUCUCUCUCUACAAUUACGUCCCGGCCUCAGCGGCGCCCUGCUCUCUGCACGACGUCCUCGUGCUUGCAUUCAUCCGCGCAAGAGCCUUCAGCCACCUGCGGCUACACGCGCGCGGGCACCACUAUGUAACUACCAAUUGACAGAUGAACUGAGACAGGUGGUAGUAGCGCCUCGGCUGUCCCUGAUAUUUUGCCUUUGUUGGCGGGACCGCCUUUUCCUCUUUAUCGCCCUCGGGGCGUCUGGCCUUUGCAUCGUUUGUAUUCUGCGGUCCUGCUGUGAUUUUGUGUUGGACAAGACACUGAUACAAUGCGUCAAAGGCCGAUGAGGCUGCCAGUUCUCUCGGCCCGCUCUCAUCUGUCAAAACUUUUCCUGGUGCCCCGAGCCCCAGCAUAUCUGCGGCGAUUAUACUCUCUGGCGACACCUGACUGCGCGGCGUUAGGUGCAUUAACCCGGACCUGCACCUCCUAAUUUUACCGGACCUUUCUAAACCUCAUCGCAGACUGUAUUUGUGCCUGCGGUGGCCGUUGGGUUCCGAAUAGAAAAUUUUCGUAUGCAUGGAGUCAGCUGCAGGCUGCUGCUUCCUUAUAGCAGUUUGCCUGGUAGGCUCCUGCACAGUCCGUGAGCGCAAUGAGUUGGUACGUUGGCGAACGUUAAACGUACUCUGUUGGCAAUAAGUUGGUUUGUUGGCGAAAAGUAAGGUUUGUUGGCGAACAAUAAACGCAUCCGUUGGCGCAAUGUAAGGAUCGUUGGCGAACGUUAAACGUACUCAGUGGGCGAAAAGUUGGACUUGUUGGCGAAAAGUAUGGUUUGUUGGCGCAAAGUAAGGAUCGUUGGCGAACGCUAAACGCAUGUUGGCGAAGUGAGGACUGUGUGCGAAAGUAAGGAAAAGUUGGCGUAAGUGGGAUCAUGUGCCCGAGGAUGAUGGUGAUGGCUUCGGUCCGCCUGACUCCACGACCUGGUGGCCGAACCAUCUGCGGUGAGGUGCCCUUACAGGUUGUGUAGUGGUUUCGGUCGGUUUAGCAUGACAAAUCACUUCAACUUUGACGAUUUCAAUCCUGACAGUUCCAUACGAACCCCGCAACGCUGGAGAAGAAGAACGCACUUGUAUUGAAAGGAAAAACUCCCCCUCCCUAUAUUGAAGCGGUAUGUUUCCGAAAAUUUGUGUUGGUGAUUUGAGGUCACAAAUCACAUUUGUCUUGCAAGAAAACAAGGGCAGAAACUUCCGCCCCAUUAUGGAAGCGAUUUGUCAUGCUGUUGGGUCUAAAGGGGAGCCGUUUGCAGCCAUGCUGAACAACUAGACCCAUACGCCCCUACCCAGCCUGGGGAUCUGGCCGCAGUGCCAUCCUGCAGCACAAAGCUGAUUUGUGUACACAAAUCCUGCAUCAGAAAUUCCGUUUUGAUAUGAGGCGGGGGGAUUUUUCCUUUCGAUAACUUGAAGAUAAGGAGCUGGACCGGCGCGGCUUUGACUGCCGCCCGAGCGUCCGCUUAGGUAAUGCUUUGGUCAUAUGCAUUCUUGCAACUAUAGUAACGUCUGGGUCUGGAAAUAAAGUGCAGAGUAGUUCUUUGUGAUGCAGGUUUAUUUGCAUGCCCCAGAAGCAGGUCGUGAUCGUGUGGAAUUAUGCAGGGCCUAGCGUGACAGAUGUUCUGUGACUUCUUUAUCAUGUUGCCUAUAAUACUGCAUGACUACUACUGGGUCAAACAUGGACAGCUCUAGGUUGUACUAGUCGCGCAACACAGUUUUUGUAGUGUGGCGCACAGGAAGAUGCAUGGCAAGUCACAUGAUCUUUGCAGACCGAGAUGAUAUAGUAUUUGCAAUGCAUGCUAUCACAGGAAAAAAUUGUCACAGUUCCACAUUUGUCGGAAUUUCAGCAUCACAAAGUUGCCCUAGAAGGCAACGAAAACUUGUAAUGCGCAGACCAGAAGGGAAGACGAAGACCCGCACGAAAUGAGGCUGGCAAGCAUUUUCUGCAUCACAGAGGUUGUCUGUCUUGCUGGUCUUGCAUCAGAGUGAGUAGCUGUGACACUUUUUCCUUGUGAUACCUGGGUCACCGAGGUAGGCGAAAUGGCCAAGUGUUCCGAGGAUUUAUGCUCUGCAAAAGUAUCGUACUCGUAGUAAUUGCUAUUACGCAUGACAAAUCUCUUUCCCAAGGUAAAACAGCAUUUUACAAAUUUCAAUUGUAAAAAUGCUAAGUGAAUUUGUAAUGCAAGUCAUACUAGUAGGAUGCUUUUGCAUUUCAUAGGAUUUGCAGGUGAGCAAGAUAAUUGAAGCCAGUUUGAUGCUGGCAUCAAAAGCGCAGCUGCACGGUACGAGUCGUGCGUCCUCUGCCACCAGUGGUAAAAAAGAAAUAAUGCCCGCCGAGCGGUUGUAUGUGGUGCCGCGACAGGCCGGGUUGGAGCAUCUUCUUCCGGAGGUGGCUACCACCUCCGCCCUGCUUGGAAAGCCGGCGCCUGAGACCCCCCCUCCGAAAACCGCCCGGGACCUCGUGGGUUCGCAGGUUGCGCUAUCGCAAGAAAAAAUGCCCCCUUCCCAUACUGAAAAGACAUACUUCUGAAAGUUUGUGAUGCUGAUUUGCGGACACAAAUCGUCUCUGUAUUGCAAGAAGGCAAAGCCAGAGACUCCGCCGGGUUGUGCGGGCAAUUUGUAAUGCUGUAUGGCUUGCAGAGGAUAAAUUUAAAUCUCCCUUGCUAGGCGCCAACACCAAAAAGGCCCAGCUCAGGCUUUGUAUCUGCGUGCAGUUCUCCACUGCAAGACAAAGCGGAUUUGUGUACACAAAUCCGGCAUCACAGAUCUACAAUCUGACAUGGGGAGGGGGGAUUUUUCAUUUUGAUAUGCGCAGAAGUGGCAGCGCUUCCUGCAGGAGGAGUGGGUAAAGCAGUGGGUUUAUCGAAAGGAAAAAUCCCCCGACCCCAUAUGAAAACGAAACUUCUCAUGCUGGAUUUGGAUACACAAAUCGUGUUGCGGUAGAGGAAUGCACGCAGAUCCUAAGCCUAGGCAAGGGCCUGUCGGUGUAGGCGCCUAGCAUGGUAGACGGCUACCCUGUAGGCCUUACAGCGUUACAGACUGCCUGCAUUGCGUGGCGGAAAGCCUGCGCGUGCCUUUUUCCAAGACAGACCCGACACAAAUCUGCCUCACAAAUUUUCAGAAGGAUGCGCUUUCAAUAUGGGGAGGGGGGAUGUUUCCUUGCAAUAGGGUUCCAACCAGAUCUAUCCCACGCAGAAACUGUUUCACUGUGAUGACCUUGCAAGAUGAUCUGCAUCACAAGUUUGUUACACAUGACACAGAAAAUUUGCCAUGCGCGCUUCCAAAGGGAAAACACCGCUAAAGAGUCGAGGUCUUGCAGGUGUGGCAAGACAAAUAGUUCUGUCUUCCAUUCUAUGCAUCACAAGUUCACAGUGAAGCAGUCUUUUCUUGCGAUAAGAUCCGAAUGGGAGGAGGGGGACGACGAGGUCGAGAGGGAGUAUGGAACUGUCAGGAUCGAAAUUGACAAAAUCAGAAAAUUUGCGAUGCACGAAAUGCAUGACGCGAAAUACGUGUGUUGCAGAGCAGGCAAGUGAGGCCGAUUGUAAGCCUGUUUGGGGUCAUAGCUCGAGCUGCUAAGGCAGCAUGAGAGAAUCAGUUUUCUUUGCCUAAACGGCAUUACAAACUGGAUUUAGGCACCGCCAGAAUUUGUGAUGCGCCACGUAGAAACUGGGUUCGAACUGGAAUCCAUUUUAUGCAUGACAAAUCAUUUCGAUUUUGUCAAUUUCGCUUCUGACACUUCCAUAGGGAGGAGCAACUCGUGCAGACGUGGUCGGGAGAGAAUUUCUGCGACACCGGGGAUGGGAGACCCAGCUGGACGGUCGAGGGCAUUUACACGACGUACGACAGCAGUCGUGUAGGGGGCGCGGAGGACAAGUACGCGCCCCUCCCGCCACUGCAGGCGCUGCUGUGUCACGCCUUGUAUCCGCCCCGCGUAAGCGGGCGGAGGCAACGGCCGGACAAGAAUUUUGCCGAGGUACAGGGCAUAUUCUGUGCAAAAGUAUCGCACUCGUAGUAAUCGCAGUCAUGCAUAAUUACAAAUAUCCUUCUUAACCUAAAUCCGCAUUACAAAUUCCAUUUUUCAUACUGAGGGAAUUUGUCAUGCGAUUUCUACUAGUACGAUGCUUUUGCAUUUGAUAGGGCACCUCUGGCACGUCCCCUUUCCCGGGUCAGACCCACGGCACGGCCUUCCCGAACCUGUUGUUUCUAGAUGGGGCCGACAUGCUCUAUGACGGGAACGACCAGGAUAUCACCAAAGCCUCCAAUUCGCACAGAAAAGUUAGGGACGCGGCGUCCCCUAUCAAACGCAAGAAUGUCUGGGUCUGGAAGAAUGCAAGAUUUGUCAUGCAUAUUUCUCAUGACCCAUGAUUGUCUGUGAUGUAUGCCCUAGCAUCACAGGUUUUUAGAACCCUUCCUAAUGCACCUUUCGCAUGAGAAACGCCCUGUUCGUGUAGCACAAAUUGUACCCCUCUUGCUGGUCAUGCAUUACAAAUUUUUUUAGAGUCCAAAAACAGCAUGACAAGUUGCAAUCUUCCAGACCCAGACAUAUUUGCAUUUGAUAGCCCCGAAUAUGAAGCCGCACCUCUUCGAAUUUGUGGCGCGCAACCUUGUAUCAAACGCAAAAAUGUCUGGGUCUGGAAACUUGUGAUGCUAAAAGUGAAUGGUAGACGGACUGCAAUACGCAGCUAUGCAUGACAAAUUUUCUGGCUCCCAUGUCUUACGUAUUCCGCAUGGCAAACUGCGUUUUUGCAUGACAGGUACGAGGGCCUUUGCGUGCCUAUGCAACACAGAUUCUCAAGUCAUGCCAGACAAGCAUGACAAACUUGCAUUCUUCCAGACCCAGACAUUUUUACAGUUGAUACCUCGAGCGGGCCAAAGACCAAAGCCGUCGCUUCAAAUUCUGGCGGCAGCAUAUUACACUGAAAAAUUACACCCCGCCCCCCCCCGAACUUGGGAGCAUUUGUAUUGCAAACCUUUCCGAAUGAAACGCCCGCCCUCUUGCAUCUAUCAGCAUCACAGAUCUCCGAUCGUGAAUAGCAAAAAUUUGUAUUGCAAAAGAUCCCAGCAAGAGCGGCGCUUGUCAUGCAAGCGAUGCGACACACACCUAGAUCUUGCAGCAGAAAGGUUCACACUCCUUUCACGCAUAGAUAAAAAGUUCUUCAUUUGAAAACCUUAUGCAUCACAAAUUUUUGCAACUUUGGGGGUGGGGGCAUUUUUCCCCGCGAUAGAGCACGACCCCACGGACCUCCACACCGAGCGGCCGCUGCUCCAGGACGCGGAGGGGGAACAAACUGUGGGCGAGCAGAUGUGUACUGUGAGGAAAAAUCCCCCCUCCCCAUAUUGAACAGGUAUGUUCCUAAAAAUCUGUGAUGCUGAUUUGUGACCACAAAAUCCUGUCUCUCUUGCAAGACGGCAAAUCCAAAGAAUCCGCCGCCUUAUGAAGGCGGUUUGUGAUGCUGUUUCACCAACAUGGCAGGCCUCUGCUUUGCUAAGCGCGUACAACAAAACACCCCUACGCAGGCUAGAGCUUUGCCUGUGGUGCCUCACAGCAAGACAGGGCUGGUGUGUGUACACAAAUCCAGCAACAGAAGUUUCCGUUUCAAUAUGGGGAGGGGGGAUUUUUCACUUUGAUAAUGUGGGCCAUCCGAGCCCGGGCGGGGGAGUACAUGCACCGGGUUCGUUUCGCGCCAGUUGCGCCGGUCGCAUAUCGUAUUUAAAGACGUCCCCACGACCCCAUAGUUGUAGUGCAAAUCUGCAUGCUGAAAAUGAUGUUUCUCAUGCGGAGCCCCAUGAGAAGCAUUGUCUAGUCGUGUUUUGGAAUUUGUCAUGCCAGAAUCAGCACGAUAUACUAGCUCUGUGAUGCUGCUGAACUAGUACCUCAAACAGCACUACACUACGAGUCCAAAUUUGUCAUGCAAAACAGACAAAACUUGUGGACUUGUCUAGCCGAUUCUCCAUCUUGACUAUGGUCGUGUGGGGACAGUUUUACUCAGGAUAUCGCAACGGAGGAAGUCACUUGGAAGCUGGUCCGGUAUAGGAACAGCUCAACAGCGGUAGUAAAUGAUCCAGAGUUUUUAUCCUCUACCCCGCCGCUGCCACCGCAGCAAAAUUACACCAGUCGCGGUCGUCCAAGUGGUGCAGCUGGCCACGACUCGAGUACUUCUGUUGUAAGUUCCCUGGUAGUGACCUACACGCGGGGGCACCGACUGCAUGUCGUGAAAGGGGACGCACGGAAAAAACAGUACGGCCGCGCAAAUGCGACCUUGUAUAUCUCGCUGGCGCUCGAGUUUCUGCUCCUUCCUGAGGACACGGCUAUCAAAUGUAAAAAUGUCUGGGUCUGGAAACUUGUGAUGCAUGUCAGUGAACAGAAAGCGCCUUGUAAUGCACCGCCAAGCAUGACAGAUUUUCUCGUGGCUCUCUGUUGCGUAUUCCGCAUGAGAAGCAUCGUUUUUGCAUGACAGACAAGAGGAGGUCUUCCGAUGGCCCUACGCAAUACAGAAUUCACAGUCAUGCCAAACUAGCAUGAGAAAUCUCGAAAUCUUCCAGACCCAGAAUUUUUGCAAUCCAUAACGACUAGGAGGGAGCGAUCAUCGGCCCUUUCGACCACUAGUACACCUACGGAUAAUUUGGACGCCAGCCUUAGCAGCACAACUGGAGGCCCUAGCAGCGGAGAAGUUGUAAGAGCCCCCUUGCCGUUAGAGAUAUGAGAGUGCUGCACAACUCCCCCUCGUCCUCCUCAUUUGUCAUGCAAAAUACCAAUGGAUCCAAGGUUUGUUCUCCAGCACUGUUUGCAUCACAAGCUCUGGCAAGGAAUGCCCAAAUAGAAGUACACUUUUGCGCGGCAAGUAAUUUGUCAUGCAAAACCUGCGUUCCUGCUCACGCUUGUAUUGCUGCGUAUGCCAUAUUACAAAAGAGGGGGACGAGGGGGAGUAGUUGUGCACUCUCAUAAGAGAAUAGCCGACUGUGGCUGGAUCGGGUGUGGCUGGAGCGGCGUUUCGCGGACGUUGAGCGGGACAGGACGACAGAAGCAUUAUUUUGA